CUGAGCUGUGAUUGGUGAUGGCUGACUGGAGCCUGCUGGGAAACUUCCUGGAGGAAGUGCAAGAACACUCUACCUCCAUUGGCAAGGUGUGGUUGACCAUCCUGUUUAUCUUCCGUAUCCUGGUACUCGGGACGGCUGCUGAGUCUUCUUGGGGUGACGAACAGGAAGAUUUUGACUGCGACACUGAACAGCCAGGUUGCGAGAACGUCUGUUAUGACCAAGCGUUCCCUAUAGCGCAUAUACGAUACUGGGUGCUCCAGAUAGUGUUUGUGUCGACUCCCAGUCUGAUCUACAUGGGCCACGCCAUGCACAUCGUCCGCAGAGAGGAGAAGAAGAGGAGCAGAGAGGCAGAAGAGGGAGAUGGAGGAGGGAGAGAGGAGGAUCCAGGAGGGGGAGAAGGAGGAGGAGGAGGAGGUGGAGGUGGAGAGAAACACGGGCGGACUGAAGAGAAGGAUGAAGGAAAGGAAAAAAGAGAAGGUGCAUUAACAGGUCAAGUCCGUCUGAAGGGAGCGCUGCUUCAGACCUACGUGAUGAGUAUACUCUUACGAAGCAUCAUGGAGGUGGUGUUUCUUUGUCUGCAGUACUUCCUGUAUGGGAUCUUCCUCCAUCCUCUGUAUGUCUGCAAGGCCUGGCCGUGUCCUCAUCCAGUGAACUGCUACGUCUCCAGACCAACAGAGAAAAAUGUCUUCAUAGUGUUCAUGUUGGCUGUGUCGGCGGUCUCUCUGGUCCUCAGCGCCCUCGAGCUGAAUCACCUGGCGUGGAGACACUGCUUCAGGAAGUUAAUCCUCUCCAGGAAGGCCGCAACUUCUGCUGAAGCUUCGCUGAGCCGGCAGCUCUCAAUAUCUCCUCCACCGCCUUCAACGCCACCUCCAGAUUUCAGCCAGUGUGUGACCGGCUCCUCGCACUUCCUGCCACUCCCUUUCCCCAACCAUAAUUUAGCUAACCAACAAAACUCAGACAACAUGGCCACUGAGAAGCACAAAAUGGCCUCCUCUGCAGAGAACGAAAACAACCUCCAGAUGAACUGCUACUCGGCCGAAUGGCAGAAGACCGGCAACGGUCAGAUCAAAGACGAAGAUUACAUGAGGGCCGACAUUAGCUGCUACAGUCCCGCGAGCAGGGACAUCAGCUGCCCUCAGAUCCAAAAUGGAGGCCCAGACAGGAUGUUGCCUUACUCAAACGGAGGGCUCUGCCAGAAAGACAAACGCAGAUUGAGCAAAACCAGCGGAACGAGCAGCCGAACGAGAGCCGACGACCUUUCUGUUUAGAAAUAAGGCAGAAACAGACAGAUUUUAACUACUCACACACAAACACACCUGUAUGACCUUUAUAUUCACUAACACAUGCACAUAAUACACAUCACUACACACAGCCUCCAUUUAAUCCUGACUGUGCCUCACUCUGUUUUGUUCUCACUGCUUUUAAAAUGUGCCUUUUCGAGUCCACGAAUUGAUUAAAAAACUACUUUUUACUGACAUGAGGUGGCCUUAAACAGACAAUGGGAGUGGGACUGACAUUGUGACCUGAGCAUCGAUCAAUUUAAGAUGGCGACUAUACAUUCUUGUUUUAGUCUGAAGAAGAACAAUGUGCUCGAAACGUCACUCUUGAUAUCCUAUUAAAAUUACAUCUUCAUUGGGAGCUUUCUUCUGCCUCACGUGGCCUUAAAAGGACACAAAUGGAGAACCUGAAGAUGACGUUAAACUCCUGACAGCUAAUGCAAAGACACUGGAGCUCGUCAGAUUGCACUCUCCAUUUAAUUUUCCUGGAGAAUGAAAAACAGACCAACCUGUUUGCUGUCUGCCAAAAGCUUUUAUACCCUGCCGCCUUCUGUCUGUGGCCAAUCAGGG
Scomber scombrus (Atlantic mackerel) is the source of this 1847-nucleotide messenger RNA. RefSeq names its product gap junction alpha-5 protein-like. The transcript has 6 exons. Lineage: Eukaryota; Metazoa; Chordata; Actinopteri; Scombriformes; Scombridae. Gene Ontology annotation, biological process: cell communication. The coding region runs from base 18 to 1268 and encodes 416 amino acids. Gene Ontology annotation, cellular component: connexin complex. The record is from RefSeq and is a predicted model, not a curated record.